AUGGAACUGAAGUAUUUGGUAAGUGAACCUAGAUGUAACUGUCAACAAAAUACGAUUAUGGAAUUAAACACACAAAUGACAAUUAAUGAUGUUGUAGUAAAAUUUACACAUCGAGGUGAUAAUAUUGGUGAAGGGAAUUUUGGUCUGGUUAUACAUGCUUUUGAUUCUGAUAAUAAUAAAUGUUUUGCUCUAAAAGCAUCUGUAAUUGAUGAAGGAAAUGAACACGUAGUACAAAGAGAAUUGGAUGUUUUAAAUUAUUUUAAUACAUUGGAAGAACAACAUGGAUUUGCAGCAAGAAAUCACAUUAUAAAAAUGCAUGAAAUGUAUGUAGGUGUAAAAACUCGGUAUAAAUGA
Molecule: messenger RNA, 354 nt
Organism: Meloidogyne enterolobii
Lineage: Eukaryota; Metazoa; Nematoda; Chromadorea; Rhabditida; Meloidogynidae
Source: the annotation of a GenBank genome assembly